AUGGCAUCUGUUUCAGUUGAACCACAACUGAGUGUGGUGACCAGGGUGGCCAGCCUCCCCUUGGUGAGCUCCACGUGUGAUUUGGUCUCGUCGGCUUACAUCAGUACAAAGGAUCAGUAUCCUUACUUGAAGUCUCUGUGUGAGAUGGCAGAGAAGGGCAUGAAGACCAUCACUUCUGUGGCUGUGACCAGCGCGCUGCCAAUCAUCCAAAAGCUAGAGCCACAAAUUGCUGUUGCCAAUACCUAUGCCUGUAAGGGGCUAGACAGGAUUGAGGAGAAGCUGCCUAUUCUGAAUCAGCCAACAAACCAGGUUGUGGCCAAUGCCAAAGGGGCUGUGACGGGGGCAAGAGAUGCUGUGACGACUACUGUGACUGGGGCCAGGGAUUCUGUGGCCAGCACAAUCACUGGGGUGGUGGACAGGACCAAGGGAGCUGUGACUGGUAGUGUGGAGAAGACCAAGUCCAUGGUCAAUGGCAGCAUUCACACAGUCCUGGGAAGUCGGGUGAUGCAGCUGAUGAGCAGUGGAAUGGAAAAUGCACUCACCAAAUCGGAGCUGCUGGUAGACCAGUACCUUCCUCUUACCAAGGAUGAACUAGAAAAAGAAGCCAAAAAAGUGGAAGGAUUCGAUACGGUUCAGAAGCCAAGUUACUAUGUUAGACUGGGAUCACUGUCCACCAAGCUGCGCUCACGGGCCUACCAGCAGGCCCUCUGCAGGGUUGAAGAAGCUAAGCAAAAAGGCCAGGAGACCAUUUCUCAGCUCCAUUCCACUGUCAACCUGAUUGAACUUGCCAGGAAGAAUGUGCAUAAUGCCAACCAGAAAAUUCAGGAUGCUCAGGAUAAGCUCUAUCUGUCCUGGCUGGAGUGGAAGAGAAGCAUCGGCUACGAUGAUACAGAUGAAUCGCACUGUGCUGAGCACAUUGAGUCACGUACUCUUGCUAUUGCCCGGAACCUGACUCAGCAGCUCCAGACCACGUGCCACACCCUCCUGUCCAACAUCCAGGGGUUACCACAGAACAUUCAAGAUCGGGCCAAGCACUUGGGGGUGAUGGCUGGUGACAUCUAUGCUGUGUUUCGCAAUGCUGCCUCCUUUAAAGAAGUGUCUGAUGGCCUCCUUGCUUCCAGCAAGGGGCAGCUGCAGAAAAUGAAGGAGUCUUUAGAUGAUGUGAUGGAUUAUCUUGUUAACAACACACCCCUCAACUGGCUGGCACUUGAUUUCAGUAUCACAGACUUGACAUCUGAGACUGAUGAAAUUCCAGAUAUUAUAGCUUUGGAAGAGGAGGAUGGACCAAAUCAUUCUCAUGCUAAUGGCCCUGAGCCUUCUCAGGGCAAAACGUUGAAUAACUAA
Rangifer tarandus platyrhynchus (Svalbard reindeer) is the source of this 1344-nucleotide messenger RNA. NCBI's taxonomy places the organism in Eukaryota, Metazoa, Chordata, Mammalia, Artiodactyla, Cervidae. The record is from the annotation of a GenBank genome assembly.